GAAUUUUACGAUUUUAUGCAACAAUCUCACGACAACUCUGCCCUGUAAACAUUUAACAUUGGGUGGUUUAACAUUGGCCCCUUUUCAAUGGGAGAGUGUAUGUUACUAGCCAACGUAAACAUCAAGCCAAAGCAGCCAAAGUUAUCCAGAAAUGUGGCAUUUGUUAAUAAAGAAUUGUUGGUGGUGGUUCUUUCAUAACAGUACACGCGCUUAAAAAGAAACGAAAAAAAAUGUUUCGAAACAUUUAAAUUUUUAAAUAGAAUUAUAAAUUUACAGAAAACGUGUUUUAAUUGCUAAAAAAACAAAAAAUAUAAAACAAAAUCACAAACAAAAUGGCGAAAGAAGUAACUCCCAGAGGAAGUAUUUUGGGAAAAUGUGUACCAGCUCGUUAUGUCCUGGCCGUAUUUGGUUCCAUUGGAAUGGCCAUAGUAUAUGGCCUAAAGGUUAAUUUAAGUGUAGCUAUGGUGGCAAUGUUAAAUCAUACAGCCGUUGGCCAUGGAUCACAUGGUGGAGCUUCCCAUACAAAUGGUUCGUCAAACUUAACAAAUUCCGAUGUAGAAAUCUGUUUGCCACCUGGAGGCGAAGAUGGAACAAAUGCCAACGCAACAGCAACGGACGGUCCAUUUGUUUGGAGUGAACCCUUGCAAGGUACAUUGCUGAGUUGUUAUUUCUGGGGUUAUAUAAUAUCUCAGAUACCUGGGGCCCGUGUUGCUGAGAACUUCUCUGCCAAAUGGGUUAUGCUGUUUUCCGUAGGCAUCAAUGUUGUGUGCACUCUUCUGACACCUGUGCUAACGAAACUUCAUUAUUCCGGUCUCAUUGCCAUGCGGGUAUUGGAGGGAGUGGGUGGUGGUGCCACAUUUCCAGCCAUGCACUGUAUGAUUGCUGCCUGGGCUCCACCAAACGAACGUUCGGUCAUGUCCACAAUUAUCUAUGUGGGAACGUCUUUUGGCACAGCCAUGUCUAUAUUAAUGGCUGGUGUUCUCUCCGCCAAUCUUGGCUGGGAAUCGGUGUUCUAUGUUAUGGGUGGUCUAAGUUGUAUCUGGAUGUUUUUAUGGACCAUAUUCAUACAGGACAAUCCACAAAAACAAAGUUUCAUUAGCGCGGAAGAGAGACAAAUGAUAACUGCUUCCUUGGGCAAUGAUGAGCCGAACGUCAAAGAAGAACAUCCACCUGUGCCAUGGAAAAAGGUGUUCACAUCGGUGCCCUUCUGGGCCAUCUUAGUCGCUCACUGCUGCAACAAUUGGGGCUGGUAUAUGUUCCUCAUUGAGAUUCCAUUCUACAUGAAACAGGUGUUGGCCUUCAAUGUUUCCAGCAAUGCUGUAGCCAGUGCUUUGCCCUACUUCCCCAUGUUGAUAUUCAGUAUUAUUUUGGGCAAAUCUUUGGAUAGUCUCAAGGCAAAAAAGAAAAUAAACACCACCACUGCACGCAAAAUCGCCACAAGUAUUUGCUCUGUAAUACCAGGAAUAUGUCUUCUUAUACUGUGCUAUAUUGGCUGCAAGCACACUGCAGCGGUGGUUAUAAUGUCCGUGGGCAUAGUUGCCAUGGGUGGCAUGUUUUCUGGUUUUCUCUCCAAUCACAUAGAUAUUGCCCCAAAUUAUGCGGGUACUUUGGUGGCUUUAACCAAUACUGUGGCGACCUUGCCAGGCAUUAUUGUGCCACUAUUUGUGGGUUAUAUAACCAAAGGAAAUCAAAACAUUGGAGCAUGGCGCGUUAUAUUCUUUGUGACAUUAGCUUUGUUUACCAUUGAAUUUUUCAUUUACACCAUGUUCGGCUCCGGUGAGGAACAGCCAUGGAACAAAAAGAACAACAGCGAGAACGAAGAAGAUAAAGAGAAAGUUUUGCAAGACGAAAAUACCCCUUUGAAUGCAGCUAAAAAUGGAAAUGUCACAUCCACCUAAGAAACUCAAUUACUAUGCUAUUAAGUAGAUGAUGUCUUUAAUGUUAUUAUAAUAAUUUUAAGAGAUUAUAUAAGAUUUUA
This is a messenger RNA of Stomoxys calcitrans (stable fly), 1978 nucleotides long. RefSeq names its product sialin (gene MFS3). The transcript has 5 exons. Gene Ontology annotation, biological process: transmembrane transport; monoatomic anion transport. Gene Ontology annotation, molecular function: transmembrane transporter activity. NCBI's taxonomy places the organism in Eukaryota, Metazoa, Arthropoda, Insecta, Diptera, Muscidae. The record is from RefSeq and is a predicted model, not a curated record. Bases 333 to 1898 code for a protein of 521 amino acids.